UUCUCCGUUGCCUCGGCCUUCCCACUCGGACUGUGACCAAUUACAACUCUGCCCACGACACGGACGUGUCACUCACCACUGACAUUUACCUGGAUGAGAAUAUGAAGCCCCUGGAGAGACUCAACACCGAUUCUGUCUGGAAUUUCCAUGUCUGGAAUGAUUGUUGGAUGAAACGUCCUGAUCUUCCCUCGGGAUACGACGGGUGGCAAGUGGUGGAUGCAACUCCACAGGAAACCAGUAGCGGCCUCUUCUGCUGCGGGCCCUGCUCGGUGACGGCCGUAAAAAACGGCGAAGUCUUCCUCAAAUACGACACUCCUUUCGUCUUCGCCGAGGUCAACAGCGACAAGGUCUACUGGCAACGCCAAGCCAACGGAGCCUUCGCCGUGGUGCACGUGGAGGAAGGAGCCAUCGGCCGGCGAAUCAGCACGUUGGGCGCCGCGUCGGGGCAGAGAGUGGACAUCACCCACCAGUACAAACACCCCGAGG
Molecule: messenger RNA, 486 nt
Organism: Acanthisitta chloris (rifleman)
Lineage: Eukaryota; Metazoa; Chordata; Aves; Passeriformes; Acanthisittidae
Product: protein-glutamine gamma-glutamyltransferase K-like
Exons: 4
Biological process (GO): peptide cross-linking
Molecular function (GO): protein-glutamine gamma-glutamyltransferase activity
Source: RefSeq, a predicted model, not a curated record